GUCUGUGUGUGUGAUUUGUGUGCAUCAGAGUCUGAGAUUUGAAGAUGCUCAUCCCCCCCGGUGCGUUAGCCCAAGCGGUAGCGGACCGGCCUCACCUGGUGGAUGUGAUGCCAGAUAUGAGCUGGCUGUGGAGGCCGCGACGCCGCCGCUCUUCUUAUGGCCGGGUCAAGGAUGAUGCCGAGCUGUCAGUCGUCGUCACGGGCAGCAAUGCCGCUGCCGUCGAUGAGGAGAAUGUGCUGCCUCUCAUCCUCCCGCAUCUCCCUGUUGACGAACUGGUGAGGGCCCGGGCGGUGAGCAAGGCCUAUGGCACGGACCUCGUGGACGAGGCCGCCUUCUUGCGGCGCAUCGACUCAUCUCUCGCUCAGCAGAAGCUCACCGGCCUCAUUGACGUGGAGAGGCACCGCACUAUCGACCUUCCCGAGCCCCUCUCCCGCCUUCACUACCUCUCUCGAUGCGCCUACGUCCUGGAGCAGGCAGGGCCACGGAUGAAUGCGCUCAUCCGACUGGCGAGCGGCUCCCAGAUGAUUGAUCAGCUGCCCCUGGUGCUGACGGCCGAGUCCGUGCUGGCGCUUGUGCCGGAUAAGGAGACAUUCAAUCAGCUGCCGGCAGCCAUGGCCAUCUACAAAGCUAUCGGCCCUCUCCUCUGCCGUGAGGAUAGAGAGAACGGCACGACGACUACGAUGGCGCUGCAGACAGGGGAGCGCGAGUCGGUCGAGCUUCACCCCAGCGGCUGCGCGCGAGGGUGCACUAACUUCAUCUUCGUGAUCUCCUACAUCCUCGUGAUCAUGAUCGGCAGUCCAGCGCUUGCUGUCAUCCUGGACCCCGACCCUGACCCACAGAUGCAGCAGCUGACGCUGGAAGACCGCUGUCUCGUGCUGCUCUUCGUGCUCGUGGCGUGGACACUCUGCUUCAGCGUCUGCAUUGCGGCUUGUGCGUGCGAGGACUGGUACACCGCACGCCGCCCAGUGCUGUGUGGCACCAUCAACGGGCUGCGGUUCCGGACAGCCUUUAAGGAGGAGCUCUCUCGGGGUCACCCAUACCUGAAGACCUUCAGCGAGAGCGACCCGCUCGUCGUUUCCCAAAGCCGGACGCAUCCAUCCUUCUCGUCAUUCGCCCUGUAUGCCCUGAUGACGGUGGCGGCGGAGCAGCUGACAAAGGUGGUUGACGCGGAGCUGGAACGGGAACGUUAUCUCCCCCACGACACCCUCACCGACACCAGCGCAGCGGAGGAGGAUGUGAUCGUCAUCGAGUGGCGAAAGGACGGGCUGGAGACGAGUGCGACCGACUGCAAACGGGCGGUGGUCGUGGUGCUGCUGAAUGAGGGGGGCGAUGGGGCUGCGGUGGCUUCUGGUCCGAGAGCGCCCGAAGAUACCUUGGACGGACAUCAUACACCAUGAAAUUGCUCUGCAGAUCGAUUGCGGACGUCAUGGACGAUAGGCUUAUGCUCGACCGCAGACGCCGGCCCGCUGGCAUCACACUCUUGUAGCUUCCAUUCGAUGACUGCCCCGGCUCGCCCCCGUCCACCACCGCUGGACCGAUUGAUGAAUACUGCUCCUUUUUGACUGUCUCGCUCCUUGCUGAAGUCUCACAGAACUGCAAUGCGUCUUUGUGUGUGCCGCGAUGUGUUGACCCUGAACAAUACUGAGUCAUCAAG
Messenger RNA from Vitrella brassicaformis, 1654 nucleotides. The record is from the annotation of a GenBank genome assembly. Lineage: Eukaryota; Vitrellaceae.